Molecule: messenger RNA, 813 nt
Organism: Rhipicephalus microplus (southern cattle tick)
Lineage: Eukaryota; Metazoa; Arthropoda; Arachnida; Ixodida; Ixodidae
Product: acyl-coenzyme A thioesterase 13
Molecular function (GO): fatty acyl-CoA hydrolase activity
Source: RefSeq, a predicted model, not a curated record
UAGCAGCACAUCACGUAUAUAAAGCAGCACCUGCGUUAUUGCGUAUGCUCGCGAUUUCAUUCCGGACAGCUUGAUUUCAGAAAGGGGACAACGUUAUACGGCUACAAGGGACAGACAACUGUAAAAUCUUUGUCAAAGACUCGAAUAUGCAGCGUGCUGACCGCUUCAUAAGUGAAGUGCUCAUGAAGUUAAAGUACACAAAGGAAUUCGUCAACAAGGUGAAGCCAGCGUCUUUGACACGCGAUGGAGAAGUGAUGUACGAGCUUCGACUCGAGAAGGAGCACUGCGACUUGCACGGCAAUCUGCAUGCCGGCAUGGCAUUCGCCCUAUUGGAUCUGUACACGUGGACGACGGCUUGCACGCUGUACGACCAGGACACGCCGUUCGUCAGCCUCAACCUUAAGGCAAGGUUUCUCUCUCCGGCAAAACUUGGUGACGUCAUCCUCAUGGACUCACGCAUCGUUCACGCGGGACGGAGGGUCGCCUACGCCGAGCUCGACAUUCUCGAUAAAGCUACGAAGCGCCUGUUGGUUCAAGGAUCACACAUAUUUUACAAUUUGUCAAAACCUACACAUCGCGAAGGUUAAGAGUAACAUCUGCCGAGUAGAGUAAGAACUCGGUCGACACUCGAAAAUUUCAGUGAAAUGUCCCUGGCUGCAGCUGGUCUGUAAGAAAAUACGUCAUCCAAAUAUAACGCUAUAAAGGCGAUUAAAGCAUUCGGCCUGUCAUUGAGAAAAAUUCACUUGCGAAAGGCAAUUUUCUUGGACGCGGCCCCCAUUUUUUUUCUGAUAAAUAAAUGGCAAGAAACACAAG